AUGACGAAUAUCCAUCCCGAGUCCCCAGAGGACUUCGAGUUCAUUGAAACUCCACCCGCCUCCUGCACGACUCCCGCCGAUGAUUGCGGUGUGCGGACUACCUCGUAUCCGGCCAUCAAAAAUGCCCCCGUCCCCGCGGAUUCUCAGGGUAGCGAUAGCUUCUCCAACACCCUCCUCUUCGCUCUCCUCAUCCUUGUCCCAUGGUACCUCGCCCGCCAGAUCGGUGGUGGUUUCUACACCACCAUCUUCUUCGCCAUCUUCACCACCGUCCCCAUUCUGAUGGGCUUCUGGUCCAUCGCCUCUUCCAUUUCUCCCCGCAAGAACGAAAAGGCCAAGUAUGCUGGUCGCCCCGUCGAGUACUACCUGAACUUCCACAGCGAGCAUGAUCGUACUGCCUACCGUGGCAAGAGCAAGAUUCCCAUGGAGGUCUUCUACGAGAAGUACUUCAAUGGCGAGGUGGACUUCAAGUGUGAUGCCCUGGAGGCUCUGGAGUUCAGACACGACUGGGCCAACUUCCGCUUCACCAUGGGUCUCUACAAGCACUUCCUCUUUGGUUUCAUCCCUGAGAUGCUGAUGCACACCCGCUCCCAAGAUGAGGAGCAGGUUCGUGACCACUACGACCGCGGUGACGACUUCUACGCUUGGUUCUUGGGCCCCCGUAUGAUCUACACUUCCGGUAUCAUCAGCGACCCCAACAAGGAAGAGACUCUGGAGGAACUGCAGGACAACAAGCUGGCUGUGGUUUGCGAAAAGAUUGGCGUUAAGCCCGGUGACACUGUCCUUGAUCUCGGUUGUGGCUGGGGUACUCUGGCCAAGUAUGCUUCGGUUCACUAUGGCGCUCAGGUCACUGGUAUCACCUUGGGUCGCAACCAGACUGCUUGGGGUAACAAGGGUCUCCGCAAUGCCGGUGUUGAUGAGUCUCAGAGUCGUAUCCUGUGCCUUGAUUACCGUGACGCUCCUCGGGUUGAUGGCGGUUACAAGAAGAUCACUUGCCUUGAGAUGGCCGAGCACGUCGGUGUCCGUCACUUCACUUCCUUCCUCUCUCAGGUCUACGACAUGCUGGACGACGACGGUGUCUUCUUCCUGCAGAUCGCUGGUCUGCGCAAGUCUUGGCAGUACGAGGAUCUCAUCUGGGGUCUUUUCAUGAACAAAUACAUCUUCCCUGGCGCUGACGCUAGCACUCCCCUUGGCUUCGUCGUUGACAGACUGGAGGCUGCUGGUUUCGAAAUCAAGGCCGUUGACACUAUUGGUGUUCACUACUCUGCUACCUUGUGGCGCUGGUACCGGAACUGGAUGGGCAACCGUGACAAGGUCGAAGCCAAGUACGGCAAGAGAUGGUUCAGAAUCUGGGAAUACUUCUUGGCUUACUCCACCAUCACCUCCCGCCAGGGUGGUGCUACCUGCUGGCAGCUUACCCUCGUUAAGAACAUCAACUCCACCCACCGUGUUGAGGGUAUCCCCAGCCAGUAUGGUCUCAGCGGUGCCCGUGAGGCCGCCAUCACCCGUGCCGGCACCGGUGCUGUCCCCAAGGCUCACGUUCCUAACAAGGCUUAA
This is a messenger RNA of Aspergillus tubingensis, 1554 nucleotides long. RefSeq names its product putative cyclopropane-fatty-acyl-phospholipid synthase. The coding region runs from base 1 to 1554 and encodes 517 amino acids. The transcript has 4 exons. Lineage: Eukaryota; Fungi; Ascomycota; Eurotiomycetes; Eurotiales; Aspergillaceae. The record is from RefSeq and is a predicted model, not a curated record. Gene Ontology annotation, biological process: cellular response to biotic stimulus.